CACAUUCACCGUGUACAUCGCACGCGUCCAACCACCGAUCCGAUCGCACAGUACAGUUGCUCGCCCGCGUCCGGCAGAUCAGUCAGACAAAUUUUUUUCCUAUACGCGCUCGCUCGCACGCCCGCACACACGUUGUUCUCGUAUGCUUAUAUACAAAAUAUAAGUACGAAAUACGCGUAUAUAAUAAGCGCCGGCACCGCUGCUGCUGUUGGGACGUCGUAUAAUAUCUGUCGCGUGUGUGCGUGUGUGAGUGUGAGUGUAUACUGUACACGUACAUUAGGUACGUGAGUGUGUGCACAAAGAUAACAAUCGCACAAUAUUAGUAAUAAUAUUAUAACUGUAAUAAUUCAAAGUCGUAGUUUAACAUACAGCUGCAACGCUGCUAGCAAAGCGGUGCAAUCCGCAGUCGUCGUCCAUAACAGGGUUCGGCGCGACCAGUAAAGCACGGGGUAGACCGGGCCAAACGCGGUCGUCGCGACUGCAAGUGGCAGCAGAGUUACGCCGGAAAACAAGAACGAUCGGCUGACAAAAGAUCUUGGGGCCAAUCAUCAUUGUAAGCUGCUGUCGUCGACGAUACAACGACAUAUAUUAUCGUAUUGUUCAAAUACCCAAGAUCAAUCGAAAUGAUACCACCAUCGACUUCGAUGACAUCGGUCAGACGGUGUUCCGUCCUGACCGCCACUCUACUGCUGUUGUUAGCGGUAGCCGCCACUUUGCCAUCCAGCGCCCGGUCGUCCGCCAUACGUCCAGCGUCAUCUGCCAUAUCCACCGACACCGCAGCCGCUGAUUCCCCGUUAGUGCCAAGCAACUGGCACGGGGCUUCGGACGUUCCUGCUGACGUACCGACGUCGGCCGCCGGAAGGACUGUGGUUGUCAGAAAAAAAAGGACGUUGCUCAAACUCAAGCCGCUCAUCGUGUUGCCAGUGAAGGUGGCGCUGGGCACUGGCGCCAAGCUGGUGGCCGGGGCCAAGCUCGGAGCCAAGGCGGUCGGGGUAGGCUCGAAAGCACUGGGCGUCAGUCUAGUUGGACUGAAAGCCGUCCAUAAGGUUGCUAAAGUGACGGUGAAGGCGGCCACCGCGUUGGGCGUUAAGGCGGUUCUGCUCAACUUUUUGUUUCAGAAAAUCAAUCAGGUGAUUGACUUUAAGACUCGUUUACUGAGCAAUCUUGAUCAGCGCAACCGGCAGCAGAAUGCACAAUUCCUGUCACCAGUGUUGACCCAAUCCUCUUCGUCUGCGAAAUCAGGAUCGAUCGGAAACAAGGACAAUGCCACAUUCAACGGUGUUGCCGCCUCAGCUUCAGUCGACACUUUCGUCGCUGCACCAGACUUCGUGGUCGCUGCUGAUGCACCGGGAUUUGUCACAAACUCGCCACCGACAGCCUUUGUCCCCGGAUCGGAUCUGAUCGCUUCGCCACCUCCACCGUCACAGCAGGACUUUGCGGGAGCACCACCGAACUUUGCCGGAACCCCAGCAAAUUUUGAGGGUACUUCAUCGAGCUUUGCCGGCGCUCCUCCUGGAUUUCCAGCCUUCCAGCCAAGUUUCGCCGCCGAACCGUCGAGCUUUGCUGCGACAAACGAUGAUGGAUCACCAUCGUCGGAGACUUCAUUCUAAAAAUAUGCGUCCUCUCGUCGUCGUCAUAUCGUCGUUUCCUCAAUCGCAUCGACACUUGCCAGCCACACCGCCAUAAUAUAUUCCAUAAUCGUCAUUUAUACAUAUUAUCCAUCAUUAUAUGUCUAAGUAUAAUCAUAAAUCAUAACAUAUAGUAAUAAUAGUUGUUGAAAAGUAUAGGCAAGUAGUACAAACGGUCGGGUCGUGUUUUUUGACCAACUCACCUAUAAGAUCAGAAUUAUAACAACCGUUCGACUGUACCUAUGUAUAAAACGAAAUUUUAGACAUAGGCUAAAACCACAAGUAUAAACUACCAGUCUUCGUUAUUCUUUGACACAAUGAUUCGUAUAAUUAAAAAAGAAAAAGAUUCGUUUGAUUUUGCAGUCCUGAUCGAUUAUUUUAUAACAUUUAAUUCAAGGUACGGAUUAAACUGUGAAUAGCACGUUUAUUAGCUAUCACUAUAUGACUAUAUGUGUUAUAAAAUGUCAUGUAUGACAUUAAAACGAGUAUACUCGUACGUGAUAUUGUAUAACCAAUUUAAAUUAAAUUAUUAUUAACGUAUUUUUAUAGUUAUAUUAUAAAUAAAUUAUUUGAUAAUACAGCCACAUAAGCUCGAGUGUAACCGAUAAUCAAAAUUUAGUUUUAAUAUGUAAAAUUAUGCAAUAUUUAUAAACGCAUAUACAUUAUUAUAUUAACACAACUCUGUAAUGCAUGUCAGUAAAUUUACCGUAAUUGUACGUUUUAUAAAUUAUAAAUUCAAGAGUUACAGUGCAUUAUAUAGUACUCAGUACACUUAAUAAAUAAUAAUUUGACUACAUAUACGAGUAUAUAACUACGUAAGCAUCUAAUAAUAUUCGUGUAUUUUAUUUAUUAUAUAUUAUAAUAUAUACCACAGAGGGAUCGGCAAUUAUUCCAUUUUACUUUCAUAUUAUACUAAAUACUUAGGUACGUUAAUAAUUAAUAGGUUGUAAUUUUUUUUGUUGCGAAAUCCAUCAAUGUUAUGUGCAAUCACUUGUCUCUUCUUCAUCGCGUCGUUUUCAUAAUUUUCAUAAUUUUAACCAUGCAUGUCGACUGCAGAUUUUUUAACAGUCCUUUCAUCACACCAAUAACCAUUAUUAUUAUUAUUAACUAUUAUUAAACCACAUUAUCAUUAGUACUAUUUUCGAUUUUCAUUCAUCAUAAUUAUCAUUAUCAUUAGUCAAUAACCAUUUUAUCAGUCAAUCAUUGUCAUCUUAUAUGUAACAUCAUUAAUUCAUCAUAAAUGAAUGUUAAAUAAAAAUUACAUAUUGUAUUACAUAAUAGUUGGUCUCGUAGCCUUACUAAGUUAGUGUCAUUUAUAUAGGUUUUAGUAAAUUUUAGUAGUUAAAGUAAAUACAACUGUUAGUAUAUUAUUUAUUACUGUAGUUGUAGAGUGCUUAUUUUUUUUUUCAAAAGUAGAUACUUCAACUCCAUCAACUAUAUUUAUAUAAUAUUAUAGAACGUUAAAAUAAAUAAGCUUGUUUCCGAUUAUUAGACAAUAGUAUAUUAUUGUUGAAAACAAUGAGAUGUAUUGUAACAUUUGCGAACAAGCCUUAUCGUACUGUAUGCUGUGUCAUUUUUUUGAUACGAUAUUAAUAUAUUAUUAUUAUUUUCGGUGUAAAUAUUUAUUUAUCAUUUUUUAUUGAUAUUUUAUCUGUGGCUUGGAAUGUAAGUAUUUUUAAAGGGUCUAAUGACAUUUUUAAAAUUAUUAUUGGUAAUGUUCAAUUUAAGGAUUCAGUCUAAUUUUUUUUCAACAUUAUACACAAUUAUAUUAAGUACCACUAUAGGAUUUAUUUUUUCUGAAAUUUAAAAAAAUUAAUAAGUAUUCUAGAACAUCGUAAUAAAAUAAAUCAACGAUAAUUGAAACUCAAU
Aphis gossypii (cotton aphid) is the source of this 3497-nucleotide messenger RNA. RefSeq lists its product as uncharacterized. The record is from RefSeq and is a predicted model, not a curated record. NCBI's taxonomy places the organism in Eukaryota, Metazoa, Arthropoda, Insecta, Hemiptera, Aphididae. The coding region runs from base 624 to 1610 and encodes 328 amino acids. The transcript is spliced from 4 exons.